AUCAUAGAAGAGCUAGUUGGGGUAGCUUACUGCCAUCGCAAUAAGUGCUCUUUCCCGAGCCUGGACUCCCUAAGACAAGUUGUCCGAAGGGCAUAUUGUGCUUUUUUGUGCAAAAGCGUAGUAUUACAAAGCUGAGGAAGCUGAGGAGUUUUUAUAGGAGAGUUGUAGGAGGGUGAAGAAAUGGGCGACGGGAAUGCGGAAUGCAGGCUGAAGUUGGUAAAAGGGAAGCUACAAUUGCCCCUCCAUCCUCCAUCCCACUUCGACGAGCUUCGGGGAAAAUUAAAGUGGGUAAAGAUAAAGUGGAUAACGGUAAAGUGGAACCAAGCAUGUCUUAUCACUGGGGUAAUUCGUACCCCUGUAAAGUCCUAACGUAUUGAUAUUUACUUUGCCGAUUUCUCAAUUGGUUAUUUCAUCACCUAUUCAGCAGAGAGCUUCAAUUCUCCAUAUAUCACCGCGUAAAAGUUCCCAAGGCAUCAUGGCACCACCAGCAACGCAGUUCGAGCUCUCGCAACCGCCUAACGACGCCAUCUCGGCGCUCGCCUUUUCGCCAGAUUCGCCGUCGCGCUUGCUAGCUUCCUCCUGGGACAAGAACAUCUACCUGUACGACACGCUGCAGAACGGCGACGACGGGAGCCACGGCACCCUGCUGCGAACGUUUGAGAACCGCGCGCCGGUGUUGGACGUGUGCUUUGGGAGAGAUGGCAACGAGGCUUUCAGUGCCGGCAUGGAUUGGCAGGUCCGGCGCAUCGACCUUGAUAGCGGCGAGCAGGCUACCUUAAGCAAGCAUGCUGCGCCUGUGCGGAGGGUGGUAUAUAACAAAGAACACUCUCUACUCCUAUCCGCCUCCUGGGACAGUACCCUACACGUUCACGACCCGUCGAACCCUUCUCUCUCUCCUUUAAUUGUCCCUCUCCCCGGCAAGCCGCACGCAAUGGCUGCUAGCCCAUCCAAGGUGAUCGUGGCCAUGACAUCGCGACUAGUGCACAUCUACGACCUAUCCGCCCUUUCCAGCGCGCUAGCCUCGCAAUCUGGAGAACCACCGCAGCCAUGGCAACAGCGCGAAUCGUCCCUAAAAUUUCUGACGCGCGCCGUAGCUGCCAUGCCCUCUGAUGCCGGAUACGCGACGUCGUCGAUCGAGGGGCGCGUGGCGGUAGAAUGGUUCGACGCGAGCGCCGAGUCGCAAGCCCGCAAGUACGCCUUCAAAUGCCACCGCACGGCACAACCACAAGCCGACGGCAGCAGCACCGAUGUCGUUUACCCCGUCAACUCACUCGCCUUCCACCCCGUCCACGGCAGUACUUUUGCCAGCGGUGGCGGUGACGCCACCGUUGCCCUAUGGGAUGCUGAGGCCAAGCGCCGCAUGAAAGUAUACCAGAAGUUUGCAGACAGCGUCGCAGCCCUUGCAUUCAGCUCCGACGGGCGGUAUCUCGCCGUCGGUGUGUGUCCCGGUUUCGAGACGGGUAUGGAGGACUACAGCGGCGAGGGUCGUACCAAGAUAUUUGUGAGGGAGCUCGGCGAGAACGAAGCCUUACCUAAGGGCAAGGCAAAGUAGACAAGUAAUAACAGGCUAACCGAAAAUCCGAAAGAGUUGCAACAACGUAUAGCUGUAUCAUCUAUCUACUAAGAACUUUCUAGGGACCCGGAGCUGGCUGGCGUUAAGAGCGGAAGGGAACUUUGAAUUCUAUAAAAUGCAAUUUUCUAUUAUUUUAAGGUCAUACAAGUCCUCGGGUGAUCACUAUCU
Daldinia vernicosa is the source of this 1741-nucleotide messenger RNA. Its product is annotated as mitotic checkpoint protein BUB3. Gene Ontology annotation, molecular function: ubiquitin binding. The coding region runs from base 476 to 1552 and encodes 358 amino acids. NCBI's taxonomy places the organism in Eukaryota, Fungi, Ascomycota, Sordariomycetes, Xylariales, Hypoxylaceae. Gene Ontology annotation, cellular component: bub1-bub3 complex; mitotic checkpoint complex; kinetochore. The record is from RefSeq and is a predicted model, not a curated record. The transcript is spliced from 3 exons. Gene Ontology annotation, biological process: mitotic spindle assembly checkpoint signaling.